AUGUCGGGUUUCUCAUUCGGAUCUUCAUCCACAUCCACAUCCCCAUUUUCAUUCGGGUCCUCUUCCCCUUUCUCCACCACCACAAACCCUACCUCCGCCGCUUCUUCUUCUCCUUCCCCUCUUUCUUUCGCAUUCGCCUCCUCUUCCACUUCCUCCUCCACUGGCUCUGCCUUCAACUUUGGAUCCUCUUCGUUCACCGCACCUUCUUCUUUAUUCGGAUCUUCAUCGGCUUCCUCCGCGCCGGCUUCCUCAGCUCCUUCCAUUUUCGGUUCUUCUGCAACUGGAUCGUCACUGUUCCCCUCAUCUCCAACGAAUCUUUUUGGAGGAGCAUCAUCGGUGUCAGCCACGGCUUCAACUAGUCUGUUUGGAGGAGCCUCAACGGCUUCAACUAGUCCGUUUGGAGCACCGUCAUCGGCUUCUACGACUCCAUUUGGAGCACCGUCAUCGGCUUCUUCGACGCCAUUUGGAGCACCGUCAUCGGCUUCUUCGACUUCUUCAACGCCGUUUGGAGCACCGUCGUCGGCUACUUCGACUUCUUCAACGCUGUUUGGAGCACCGUCAUCGGCUUCUCUGACUUCUUCAACGCUGUUUGGAGCACCGUCCUCGGCUUCUUCGACUUCUUCAACGCUGUUUGGGGCACCGUCAUCGUCCUCGUCCUCGGCUUCUUCGACUCCGUUUGGAUUUUCGUCGUCGGCAUCGGCUUCAACGACACCGUUUGGAGGAACUUCAUCUGCUUCGACGACAUCAACUCUGUUUGGUGGAACAGCUUCUGCGGCUGCAACAAUAACGACGCCGUUUGGAGCGUUUGGUGGUUCGUCAGUUACUUCUUCAUCUACAAUUACAACACCUCCUUUGUUUUCUAACGCGUUCUCUACAAAUGCUUCUUCAACUUCAACCACGACGUCGUCGUUUUCAGUGUUUGGAAAGCCUUCUGCUCCAGCUAGUACUAUAGCUGCAACAACUUCGGCUAGCUCAUCGGGAUUCACUUUAGGAAACACAGCUUCCUCUGCUUCUCAACCCUCCUUUGGGUUCGGUAAUGCACCUUCCUCUACUGCAUCUUCGUCCGCCUCCGCCCUUUCCAGCACACAGGCGGCUUCCAAGCCAGCAGGUUCUUUCUCGUUCACAACAUCUUCAGCACCACUGUUCUCGACUGUGACUACGACCACAUCCUCGACAACCACGACAGGGGCUGCAGUUGUUUCGGCUUCUCUGCCUUCCUUCGGUGCCGCUGCUGCAUCUUCUGCUCCAGCUAGUGGUGGCUUUUCUUUGACAGUUACUCCGGUGGCAUCUACUGGUGCUGGCUCGUCGUCAGCCAGUGGAGGAUCAUCUUUUGCUGGUUUUGGUGUAGGAAGCACUGCAUCCACUGCAUCAACUGUUUCUCUUGGGACGGGGUUUUCAUUUGCUAACAAGGCUUCAACUCCUGCCGUUUCGGCAGCUACUGCUCCUACAUUUGGGGUGAGCACUUCAACUUCUACUGCUCCAGCAAUUUCUAGUUCGAGCACCAGUGCAACCCAGUCGUCAUCCGCUCUUGUUGCGGCUUCUAGUAGUGGAACUACAACUAUCAGCACAUCAGUAGCUGCUACACCAAAAUUGCCAUCUGAAAUCACAGGGAAGACUGUGGAGGAGAUUAUCAAGGAGUGGAAUUCCGAGUUGCAAGAGAGAACUGGAAAAUUUCGAAAACAAGCUAAUGCAAUAGCUGAAUGGGACCGCAGGAUUUUACAAAAUCGUGAUGUUCUGUUGAGGCUUGAGAUUGAAGUGGCAAAAGUAGUUGAAACACAGUCAAAUUUGGAGCGGCAAUUGGAGUUGAUAGAGACUCAUCAACAUGAGGUUGACAAGGCCUUACAAAGCGUGGAAGAAGAGGCUGAACGUAUUUACAAGGAUGAGCGUGGUUUACUUCUUGACGAUGAAGCUGCUUCCACAAGAGAUGCCAUGUAUGAGCAGUCGGAACUGAUUGAAAGGGAAUUAGAGCAAAUGACGGAGCAGAUCAAGUCAAUUAUUCAUUCCCUUAAUUCAAACCAGGGUGGAGAGAUUGAAGCCCCAGAUGGAAUGACUCCACUAGAUGCUGUAGUUCGAAUUUUAAAUAAUCAACUAACUUCUCUGAUGUGGAUUGAUGAAAAGGCUGAAGAAUUUUCUUCCCGCAUUCAGAAGCUAGCUAACCAAGGCUCUGCUUCAGAUCGUGAACUGGCAGGACCUGGGAGCUGGAUGUCUUGA
This is a messenger RNA of Vicia faba (fava bean), 2211 nucleotides long. The record is from the annotation of a GenBank genome assembly. NCBI's taxonomy places the organism in Eukaryota, Viridiplantae, Streptophyta, Magnoliopsida, Fabales, Fabaceae.